Beauveria bassiana ARSEF 2860 is the source of this 318-nucleotide messenger RNA. RefSeq lists its product as uncharacterized. NCBI's taxonomy places the organism in Eukaryota, Fungi, Ascomycota, Sordariomycetes, Hypocreales, Cordycipitaceae. The record is from RefSeq and is a predicted model, not a curated record. The transcript has a single exon. The coding region runs from base 1 to 318 and encodes 105 amino acids.
AUGCCUUACUUCAAGAUGCCUGCUUACUUCAAGAAGCCUGAUUACAGAGAUUGGCCUGAAGAACAGCAGCUCCGCUGGUGUGAUAAUCAGAUUCAGCUAAUCGACGCGGCAUUGGAGGCAGAGGACUACCUCACAGCCCUGCACUUUUGCGACGUUGCCCUGGAGCGCAUCGGGUAUUGGCCUCGGUAUUCAUUCUACAUCAAACUGCUUUAUAUCUAUAAGUCGCGUGCUUGUAGAUGCCUUGGCCGCGAUGCGGAGGCAGCGGUCUGGUACAAAAGGGCCAAGAUCGAAUAUGAUAGGGAGAAUAGGGGGGAAUAG